UCCACUGACAGUUUUUUAUGAGCUCAGGAUAAAUUAUUGGAGGGGUUUUCUGUUCUCAACAUUUCAUCAAGUCAGUGUCACGCUGUGGAUCAAGACGCUUCAGGGAAAGGAGAAGUGAUUUCCAAACAGCUCACAGUUGGCCAACAGAAACCAGAGAUUUUAUGGAUCGAGAAAGUCACUCGGGUUCAGAAGAAGUUGGAGAACCAUCGGCCCUCGCCGGUCUGGCACUGCUGAGGCUGCAGAGUGCUGUCGUCACGGCGAUGUCACGUAUCCGUCAGAGAGUUGUGCAGGGCUUUGCUGUGUUCUCUGUCGUCUCGCUGCUCCUCUGGCUUGCUACCUUUUUAUAUGGGAGCUUCUACUACUCUUACAUGCCCAAGGCCACCUUUUCAGCACCUGUGCACUAUUACUACAGGACAAACUGUGAAUCUUCCACCUCUUUUCUGUGCUCUUAUCCAGUGGCCAACAUCUCUCUAAUGAGGAACAAGAAACAUGUUCUGACGUUUGGCCAGGCCUAUCGGAUCUCCCUGCAGCUGGAGAUGCCUGAGUCCCCGGCCAAUCAGGAGCUGGGGAUGUUCAUGAUCCGGACAACCUGUUUCUCUCGGGAUGGAGGCCACGUCGCCUCCUCUGCUCGCUCUGCAAGACAACUGCUGUCCGCCUCCAGCUCUCGCUUUAGCAUGCUGCGAUACCGCUCAAACCUGCUGAGGAACCUGGGAACAAUGCUGUUCCUCCCAGCCUUUUUGACCGGAGUCACCGAGCAGAAACAAGUGCUGGAGGUGGAGCUCUUCUCCGACUACACAGACGACCCCUACGCCCCCUCGGACACAGCUGUCAUCGAGAUCCUGUCCAGCAAGGUUCAGAUCUACUCGUCUGAGUUGUACAUUCACGCUCAUUUUACUGGCUUAAGAUACUUGUUGUUCUACUUCCCUGUCAUAUCAGCCCUGGUGGGCGUGUCCAGUAAUUUCAUCUUCCUCAGCGUCCUCUUCGUCUUCAGCUACAUGAGGCUGCUGCUGAGAAUUGAAUGGAAACCAGAGCAGAUCAGAGCAGAUGGACUGGAGUCAGAGAGGGAAAACAACCAGCAAGAGGAUGAAAGAGAUGUUGCAGCGGGUACGGCAGAGCUGCUGGGUCCUCUCCAGAUAACCCCCACAAACCUGAGCCGGGAGAGGCUCAGAGAGGCUUUGCACUUUGGCGACAGCACAGAGCUGCAGAACAGAAAUACACUUGGUCAGGUCGAAAUAAACGAAACAGAGGCAGCCUGAUCACAUUAAUAAAGGCGAGGGAGGGAGGAAGUGCAGAGGGCGAUCCUGAUAGCGAGGCGUGAUGGUGAAGAUUUAGGAGUGAUAUGUGGUUGAAAAUGACUCAGAGAGAGCCAUACUACACUGAGAGAUAUGCAGAGGAUUGACCUGAGCUGCUCUGUUUGAGCUGUUUGAUCUUUAAAAUAGCCAUUUCCACUUUACAUCAUGUGCCUGGAUCCUACUGGUAUUUUACCUUUCAAGUAAAACAUGUGAUUUACGAUUACGACAGCGACUGCCACAGCUGAAACCUCAUCACUCCAUACAAAUUUCUCACUGUCAGUUCCUUUUUGUUACACCUCAUAGCCCUGACCUGGUGUUUACUGGAGGCCCCAAGUGUUCAACAUUGAAAUAAAUACUGAUAUAAUUUUAAAUGCUCAGCUUAUUUGGUCUUUGUUGCAGGUCUUUUUCAUUCCAGCAGUUUUCAUUUCAAAACAUCCUUUCCAAAGUUUUUAUUUUGCAAUCAUAUUCUCACUAAUGACCCAUUUAAUUCAUAACAUUUUCAUCACAGUCUACGUCUGUCAGUAAAAGAGAAACAAGGCAGAGUCAGUUAUGUAAACCAGCUGUUGCUUUGUUCUGAGUGAGUGCACAGCCAGUUUGUCUCUGUCUUGUUUGUCUCACUUGACAAAGAGUUUUCAAAUAAAACACUCCCUGGUAAAAAUCGUUGUUGUGAAAUAAAAGCUGUUGAAUUACUUGGCCUGAAUAAACUCUAUUAAGCGAAACAGGAUAAAGGAACAUUUCUUGGUAAUGAGCUGAGUUUUAAAAGUGUAUCUAAUUAUGUCACAUUUUCAUGGUUAUUGUUGCGUCAUAUAUUUUAUCUGUAUUUAUAUAUAGCAAUAUUACUAUCAUGCUGCCUGAAAUGUCACUUUAAAAUGUAAAUGUUGUCUACUCACUUGUCAACUGACCAAAAUGUAAAAUCUUGAUUAAAGCAUGCGAGGCAAAAUCUGCAUCUUCUUUUAAGGUACAAAAAUAUCUUAAAUUGAUUGUGUUUUACGCCAAAAUGUGCAUUACUUACCUGCCUAUUCACAGUAAAGUAUACUCUGUUUACCUGCUGCAAUAAAGCCUUUUAAAGAUGUC
This is a messenger RNA of Lates calcarifer (barramundi perch), 2366 nucleotides long. RefSeq names its product seipin. NCBI's taxonomy places the organism in Eukaryota, Metazoa, Chordata, Actinopteri, Centropomidae. The record is from RefSeq and is a predicted model, not a curated record. The transcript is spliced from 10 exons. The coding region runs from base 162 to 1256 and encodes 364 amino acids. Gene Ontology annotation, biological process: lipid storage; lipid droplet organization. Gene Ontology annotation, cellular component: endoplasmic reticulum membrane.